CAUCCAAAAUUCAUGAAUCUGACUAGAUAUAAUUAUUUGCAAAAUUUAGCUUUCAUCUAAAAAAGCAUUAAAGAAGCCAAUUAUGUAGCUUUGGAUUUUGAAUUUACAGGUGUGCUUGCUUCAUCUUUAUUAAGAAAUUCUCUCCUUGAUUCUGUACACCACAAUAAAUUAUCAAGUUUUAAAUGCGAUAUUGGAAAGUCAAAGAAAAUGUGAGACGAUUCCUACCAAUUUAAAUGGGUCUAUGUACUUUUAAAGAGUAACUCAAUUCUAAUAGUAUUAUUGCUCAUCCAUUUAAUUUUUAUAUCUUUCCUUAUGGUGUAGAUGGUUAUUUAGAUAAACAAUUCUAAUUGAGUGUAAUUAUUUAAUUAUACAUAUAUAGAGUAACUCUAUUUCAUUUCUUACAAAUAAUAAUUUUGAUUUUAAUAGGACUUUUAAUGAAGGAAUUCUUUAUUUAUCCCAUUAGGAUGAAAAAAUUAUGAGAGAAACUAAAAGAAUAUCAGAUUUAAGAAAUGAUAUGAGAUAUUUAGAUAAAAUUGUUACAUUUGAAAUGAUCAACUUUAUUAAUCAAUACAAAGUCUAAGUUGAAUAAUUUCUUAAACUAAGUGAUAUUGAUUAAUUUGAAAUUCCAAUAAAAAGACUCAAAGUCAAAGUAUAUAGACAUUUUAUUGAAAAUGUAUAAAAAAUAAUGAGUUUAUUUUUAGAUAAAAAAAGAAUUUGGAAAGAGCUAUGAAUUUCAUUGUAAAUAUGAUUCUGAUGUUUUGAUAAAAAGAGAGAAAUUGUAUAUUGUAAAAGGACCAGAACCUUUGGAAACAAAAAAAUAGAAUGUUGAAGAAGUUAAUGAAUUUGCUGGAGUGAGAGUGUUACUAGAUCAAAUUAGUUAAUAAAAAACUCCUCUUAUAUUACAUAAUGGUUUAAUGGAUAUUAUGCAUGUAAAAUAUUAUAAUGAUUUAAAAAGGUUUAUGAUAAAUUUUUUGAGACUCUACCAGAUUCAAGAACUGAAUUCAUUAUAAAGGUCAAUUAAAUGUUUCCAGAAAUAUAUGAUACCAAAUUUUUAAUCAAUUAAAGUUAUAGUGUAUACAAUAAAGUUGGAUAGUUUUCUGAACUUAAGAACAGUUUUAUUAAUUUAUAAAAUCUGGAACCAAAUGUUGUUUUUGGAGAUGAAUGUUAAGAAUACAAUAAUCUUGAUGAGAAUUAAGCCUUUGAACAUGAAGCUGGAUUUGAUUCAUAUAUGGCUGGAAGUGUUUUUUAUAAAGCUAAAAAAUUAAUGAAUCUUGAUUAAUCUAAAUUAGAUCUUUAUAAGAACAAAGUUCCAUAAAGUUCAAUUAAAAUACCAUUUGAUUUUAGUGAUAAAACUGGAGAAGAUAAAUAUCAUAAUAAAUAGAUUUUUAUUUUUCAUGUUGAAAUUUUAGAAAAAAAUUUAGUUCCUGAUUCUUUGAUUAAAAGUUAUUUCAAAGAAACUUAUACUACUGACAUAGACCUCUUUUUAUCUUAUGGAUAAAACUUUGAAUAUUUUAUGGUUUUUUAAACCCUUGAAGGAUCUUAAUAAUUUAGAAAAACUAUGAAGAAUGGAGUAACAAUAAGUAUUAAUAUAAAAAAAUGUAUAGUUAAAAUUGGAGAUCAUGAAUUUAUAAUUACAGAAUAUGAAAACUAUGUACAAAAGCUUUAGAGAAGAGCUAAAGAUGAAUUGUCAAUAAAAGAAAUGCCUACAAUAUUAGAAUGA
Paramecium sonneborni is the source of this 1720-nucleotide messenger RNA. The record is from the annotation of a GenBank genome assembly. Lineage: Eukaryota; Ciliophora; Oligohymenophorea; Peniculida; Parameciidae.